GCAUUGAUUUUUAAAUGAUAAUGAAUAGUACAACAAUUAGUAUUAUUUUUAGUCCAGUAAUUCUUUAAUAUUAAUUUAAUUAUGGCUAUUGUUUUUAGUAGACCCGCAUUUUGUAGAAGUAUUUCGUAUUUCUUAUUGAAUGAUUAUAAGGCAUUUUCUACAAGUUUAGUUAGUUGCAGUAAUGUGUAUAGCAAUCAAAACAAAAAUCAUACUAAAACAAACAAAAAAAAUAAUUUAACAUGUUAUCAUAUUGGUGGUGCACAUGUCAAAGAAAGUAUGCCCGUAAUGGAAACUAGUUCUGUUACGGGAAAAGAAAUGAUGAUGGGUAUGUUGCAAUAUAUUUGGCCCAAGAACGAUUCAUCAAUUCGUAAACGCGUGACAUUAGCAAUGGGUUUAUUAGCAACUGCAAAAAUUUUAAAUGUAUCUGUCCCGUUUCUAUUAAAAUUUGCUAUUGAUGAAUUAAAUGUAAAUAUGGGUCCUGGAGGGGAAGCAUUAUUGACACUAAAUACAGCUCCUGAAACAGCUUUUACACUUGCUACUACUUUGUUGAUAUCGUAUGGAGUUUGUAGAGCCGCAGCUGCUGGUAUGAAUGAACUACGCAAUGCUGUAUUUGCAAGUGUUGCUCAACAAUCUAUAAGAAAAAUUGCAAGAAAUGUUUUUUUACACCUUCAUAACAUGGAUCUAAGUUUUCAUUUAUCUAGGCAAACUGGAGCUCUUUCUAAAAUUAUUGAUAGAGGAAGUCGUGGAAUUAAUUUUGUGCUUACAGCUAUGGUUUUCAACAUAGUACCUACAAUAUUUGAGUUAUCUGUUGUCAGUACCAUUUUAGGAAUUAACUGUGGUUCUGAAUUUGCUGCUUUGUCUUUUGGCUGUGUCUUUCUUUAUGCUACAUAUACUUUGUUAGUUACUCAAUGGCGAACUAAAUUUCGGAUUUAUAUGAAUAAAGCUGAAAAUGAGGCUGGUAAUAAAGCCAUGGACUCUCUGAUAAAUUAUGAAACUGUUAAGUAUUUUAACAAUGAGCUGUAUGAAGCUAACAGAUAUGAUAAAGUACUUAAAAAAUUUGAAGCUGCAUCUCUUAAAACUAGUUCUAGCUUAGCUCUUCUAAAUUUUGGUCAAAAUGCUAUUUUUAGUAUUUCUAUGAGUGCAGCGAUGGUAUUAGCCGCCAAACAAAUAGCUGAAGGUAAUAUGACUAUUGGUGACUUAGCUAUGGUAAAUGGAUUACUUUUUCAAUUAUCAAUGCCUCUUGGAUUCUUAGGCUCUGUGUAUAGAGAAGUAAGACAAGCUUUACUUGAUAUGCAAAGUAUGUUUGGAAUAAUGGCUUGCAAUCCAUCUAUUAAGAAUAAGGUGAAUGCAAUACCAUUAAAAAUUACCCCAGAAAAUGCUUCAAUUGAAUUUCGAAAUGUUAGUUUCGAAUAUCAAAAUGGUAAACGUAUCUUAGACGAUUUGUCAUUUUAUGUUCCACCUCAUAAAAAAGCUGCUAUUAUUGGAGGAUCUGGAAGUGGAAAAUCAACAAUAAUUAGACUAAUGUUUCGAUUUAUUGAACCAAUUUCUGGUGAUAUAUUUAUUGGAGGAGAAAAUAUAAAAAAUAUUGAUAUUGAAUUAUUACGAAAAUGUAUGGCGGUUGUACCUCAGGAUACAGUUUUAUUUCAUGAUACGUUUAUGUAUAAUCUUCACUAUGGAAAUUUGAGUAAAACAGAUGAAGAUGUUAUUGAAGCAGCCAAAUUAGCCGAAUUGCAUAAUUCAAUUUUAAAACUUCCUAAUGGAUAUUCAACACAAGUUGGUGAAAGAGGUCUUAUGAUAUCUGGUGGUGAAAAACAACGUGUAUCAAUAGCAAGGGCUAUUCUUAAAGGGAGUCCUAUUUUAGUAUUUGAUGAAGCUACAUCAUCACUUGAUUCUAUAACUGAACAGAAUAUAUUGAAAGCAUUACAAAGGGCUACAAUAAAUAAAACCAGUAUAUUUAUAGCACAUAAAUUGUCCACAAUUAAAAAUGCAGAUGAUAUAUUCAUAUUAAAAAAUGGUAAAAUAGAAGAACAUGGAACACACCAACAACUUAUUACAAAAUCAUCAGAAUAUUUUAAAAUGUGGAAUAUCCAACACCAAAACUCUUAGUCAAUUUUUUUUUGUUUUGUUGUAUAUGAACCAUUACUAUUACACUUAUUAAUAAUCAAAUGAGUACUUAUACUUGUUCAUUAUAAGUACAUUGUUGUUUAUAGUUAUUAUUAAAAUUUGAAAUUAUUUAUAUGUCAACUGAAGAAUAGUUUUUAAUAUUUAAUUGUUUUAAAUUAUAAUGCAGUCUACUUUAUUUCAAAAACAUUUCCAAUUAAGCUUAUGUUUUUUAAACUCAAUAUAAAUAUAAGAAAUACAAACAAAAAAAGACUCAA
Messenger RNA from Daktulosphaira vitifoliae (grape phylloxera), 2378 nucleotides. RefSeq names its product iron-sulfur clusters transporter ABCB7, mitochondrial (gene ABCB7). Gene Ontology annotation, cellular component: mitochondrial inner membrane. The coding region runs from base 82 to 2106 and encodes 674 amino acids. The transcript has 12 exons. Gene Ontology annotation, molecular function: ABC-type transporter activity; ATP hydrolysis activity; ATP binding. Gene Ontology annotation, biological process: intracellular iron ion homeostasis; transmembrane transport. NCBI's taxonomy places the organism in Eukaryota, Metazoa, Arthropoda, Insecta, Hemiptera, Phylloxeridae. The record is from RefSeq and is a predicted model, not a curated record.